AUGCAAAUUGAUUCACGGUCAGUCCAGGGGGAGCGGUGCUGGGCGUGCAGGCCCAAGCCUGCCUCCCCGGGGCGCAGCCUCCGCACCACCAUACCCCUUCUUGCCCUGGCCCUGGGGGCUGAGGGUCAGCGCUUCCUGAGGACGCUGCAAGCUCUGCUCUCCCCGCGUAAAUUGACAGACAGACAUGAAUGGAUAACAACAGAAAAAUGCCUGCCUGAAGCUGGGACCACACUGAACGAACAAGAUGACUGUGGUGCAUUGGAAUGUGUGAAAGCUGCUAGUGAACUCUAUUCUCCUCCAUCAGGAGAAGUAACUGAAAUGAAUGAAGCUCUUGAGGAAAAUCCAGCACUUGUCAACAAAUUUUGCUAUCAAGAUAUCCCACUUUCCAAAAUGAAGGACCUAAUACUGAUCUUUUGCCUCCUGGAAAUGAGUUCCGCAGUGCCGAUGUUUCCUCAGCAACCUGGAACACCAGGCAUGGCUAGUUUGAGCCUGGAGACAAUGAGACAGUUGGGAAGUUUGCAGGGAUUAAAUAUGCUUUCUCAGUAUUCAAGAUUUGGUUUUGGAAAGUCAUUUAAUUCUUUGUGGAUGCAUGGUCUCCUGCCACCACAUUCUUCUUUCCCAUGGAUGAGACCAAGGGAGCAUGAAACUCAACAGUAUGAAUAUUCUUUGCCUGUACAUCCCCCACCUCUCCCAUCGCAGCCAUCCCUGCAGCCUCAACAGCCAGGACAGAAACCUUUCCUCCAGCCUACUAUUGUAACCGCCAUCCAGGACGCAGCCCAGAAGGGAGGACCUCAGCCUCCAGUUUACCAGGGACAACCGCCCUUGCAGCAAGCAGAGGGGCCAAUGCUUGAACAGCAGGUGGCACCAUCAGAGAAGCCACCAAAGGCCGAGCUACCAGGAAUGGAUUUUGCUGAUCCACAAGGACCAUCAGUGUUCCAAAUAGCUCGUUUGAUAUCUCGGGGACCAAUGCCACAAAAUAAACCUUCUCCACUUUAUCCAGGAAUAUUUUACAUGUCCUAUGGAGCAAAUCAAUUGAAUGCUCCUGCCAGACUUGGCAUCAUGAGCUCAGAAGAAAUGGCGGGAGGCAGAGGAGGCCCCAUGGCCUAUGGAGCCAUGUUCCCAGGAUUUGGAGGCAUGAGGCCUAACCUUGGCGGGAUACCCCACAAUCCAGCCAUGGGUGGGGAUUUUACUCUGGAAUUUGACACCCCAGUCGCCGGAACCAAAGGCCCUGAGAAGGGCGAAGGAGGUGCACAAGGCUCCCCCAGGCCGGAUGUCAACCCGGCCGAUCCGGAAAACCCAGCUCUCCUUCCAGAGGUAGCACCUGGUGCCCUGGGAGGGCUUCUUGCUCACCCAAAGGGCAACGACCCCAGCCUGGCAAGAGGUCCUGCAGGGCAGAGUGCAGGACCCCCCAGGGUCACCCCAGCAGAAGCUGACCCACUGAUGACCCCUGGAUUAGCAGAUAUUUAUGAGACCUAUGGCGCCGACGUGACCACACCCCUGGAAGAAACGCCCACAGAUACCACAGCCAUCCCAGACACUCAGCAAACAUCCAUGCCAGAAAACAAGGCCCAGCAGCCCCAGAUCAUGCAUGAUGUGUGGCAUUUCCAAGAGCCCUGAGAGCUUUGAGAUUAUCAGCUACUUUCUGUAUGCACAAGCUCCCCAGCUUUGUCCCUAUAGUAUAUCUCUUUACUGAAACACUUACUACCCUGCCGCAGCAAAGGCGUUAAAAAUGCUGAGCAUAUAUUAAUAAAUACAAGUGGCUAGAAAUAG
Messenger RNA from Neofelis nebulosa (Clouded leopard), 1770 nucleotides. RefSeq names its product ameloblastin (gene AMBN). Gene Ontology annotation, molecular function: structural constituent of tooth enamel. The transcript is spliced from 13 exons. Gene Ontology annotation, biological process: odontogenesis of dentin-containing tooth. The coding region runs from base 1 to 1617 and encodes 538 amino acids. Lineage: Eukaryota; Metazoa; Chordata; Mammalia; Carnivora; Felidae. The record is from RefSeq and is a predicted model, not a curated record.